Molecule: messenger RNA, 1176 nt
Organism: Tuber melanosporum (Perigord truffle)
Lineage: Eukaryota; Fungi; Ascomycota; Pezizomycetes; Pezizales; Tuberaceae
Exons: 2
Coding region: 1-507 (168 amino acids)
Source: RefSeq, a predicted model, not a curated record
AUGCCCUACCGCUGGCGCUGCUGCAAGUGCGACAAUGGCUGGAUGACAGUCCAAGCCGAGAAGAACGUCUGUACAUGGUCCGAAUGUCAACACGUGAAGUGCAACGGUUGUGAUCAGAGAAAUAUGGCCGCUCCCUUAUACAGUGGUGGAGACAUUAUUAAAGACAUCACCGGAGGAGGUGGAGGACGCGGGAUUGGUGGAUUUGCUGCAAGUGGCGGAGGUUGUUGUGGACAUUUCAUUUCGGUUUCCGAUGCUGAAAUUGCACUCGGUGGGGAUGACCAGGGCUCGCGGGUUUUGAAGCGUAGCAGUGGCACUGCCCUGGACCAUUCAUCACUAAUACUGGUACCGUCGCCAAUAGACGACGAGGAGGAUGAAGACAUUUCACAUGGUUCUUCUAACCCGACUAUUCCUGAGGAUGAGGAUGGGCUUGUUCCGCGACCAUCCUGCUCUGGGAAAUGCCUGCUCCGUGCGAAACAAGCUAUAAUAGCUACCUACCCUCUCUGCUAGCUUCUGUCAUACGGUGGAUAUUUGUUUUGGAUAUUUGUUUUGGAUGUUUUUUUCCUUUUUUUUCUUUCCGGUUUCUUUUCUUCUUCCCUUCCCCUCCCCUCCGUCGUUUUCUCGAUUUGUUUAGGCCAGCGCAUCAUCAUUAUUAUAUCUCACUUCUUUGCUUACCCACCCUCCUCCCUUACCCCCUUCCUUUACUUGCUGUGAUACCUUUCCAUCAGAGUUACAUGGAACUGGCGCACUUGCGGAGAACAUGGGUCAUUGGUUUAGAGCAUGGAAAAGGGUGGACUAGAUAUCGGGAAGGCCCUAUCUUUUUUAUCAUUAGUUUUGAUAGCUUUUCCUUUCCUUUGUGUUCUUAUGGUUAGUUCUAUCCUCUUGGAAGUAUCUUAUUUUUUCCCCCACCAGGGGAUCCCGGUUUCCCCCCAAGGCCAUGCAUUAUGAUGGACUGCAUACGACCCUUUCUCACUCUCCGCUUCCAUCCCCAUCCACCUUUCCACAGAUUGGUUGUUGCCGUUGUUGUACCGCAGAUAUCUGGAAUAUCAUUUUUUUUGUUUUUUGAGACGUACAAUUGUUAUUCGUGGGACUACCGGUGGAGCAACGUGAAUAUCGUACUUGUACCGGAGCAGUAAGAUGGAUCGAUAGAUAUCCCAGGAACAACGGUUGACAUUUCUU